AUGGCGAACACCCUCUUUGAGCUGGUUGGUGAGGACGACGACAUGUCUCCUCGCCGUACUAUGGAGCUCCUUUGGGCGGAUGCCGUCGCCCAUCUUCCUCAGACUGAUGGUGAAGUGUUCCUGCCGCGCAACGUUGUUGAUGACGUGCUUGACAUGGAUCUUCUCAUGGACAUGGCAACCCGUCUUGCGAGCAUGCUCAACAAGAAAGUUGACAUUGUUCUCGAUGAGUCCAUUGAUGCUUACCGCAUGUUCCCCAAGCACAUCGCAGCGGAAAAUGACGAAGAUGUGUGGGUUGAAUCGCAUGGCCUUGAGCUCGAUGAUCACCGUCGGAUCAGCAAGUCUAUUUACAAUGCUGGCAACUCCGUGAAGCUCCCCGUCCGUCCUGCCAAAGUCCCUCGUCCUCCCAACUGCUUUAUCCUGUACCGCCAAGCCAACCACCACUUGGUCAAGGAUGCCAACCCUGGUGUCUCGAACAACGAAAUUUCUCGUAUCCUCGGGGCACGUUGGAACAAUGAGAGCUCCGAGAUUCGGGAGCAGUUCACUCGUCUGGCUGACGAUCUGAAGCGGGAGCACGCUAUCAAGCACCCCGACUAUCAGUACGCUCCUCGUCGUCCCUCCGAGCGCAAGCGUCGCACCCCCCGCACCCGUGCCAGCUGUCUGCCUGUCGCUCAGGAAGAUUCUAACUACGUUGAUGUCGAUGACCAGUUGAUGACAAUCGAUGACAAGUUUAUGUCUGAGUUGCACAGCAACGGUUACCUUUUCGGUCCGAACGGUGUCGAGCCAGUGUCUGCCCCCUUCACCAACGAAGAAUGCUUGGAAAUGAGCAAUGAACUGCUUUCAGGCAACAUUCUUGCUUCUCUGCCAUACGUCCCUAUGUUCUAA
Messenger RNA from Penicillium psychrosexuale, 882 nucleotides. Its product is annotated as HMG-box domain-containing protein. The record is from RefSeq and is a predicted model, not a curated record. NCBI's taxonomy places the organism in Eukaryota, Fungi, Ascomycota, Eurotiomycetes, Eurotiales, Aspergillaceae. Gene Ontology annotation, biological process: negative regulation of transcription by RNA polymerase II; cell differentiation; anatomical structure morphogenesis. Gene Ontology annotation, molecular function: RNA polymerase II cis-regulatory region sequence-specific DNA binding; DNA-binding transcription factor activity, RNA polymerase II-specific. The transcript is spliced from 3 exons. The coding region runs from base 1 to 882 and encodes 293 amino acids.